AUGUGUAACCUCGAAACGUGCGCCCAAUACUGUUCACCCACCCUUGAGAUAUGUGUGCUCACUUGUUCAAAUAGCGAAGGAACCAAGUAUGGAUGCGGGCACUAUGUGAUCACCAAGAAGCUCCGUAAGAUCGACUGCAAUAAUUCGCACUGCAGUUACUCUCGUCGCCAUCCUUCCAAUUGUUCUCCCUGUCAAUGCGAGAAGUUCCUUGGCCCCGAUGCUGCAGAGACGAUUACCGCACGGACAGAAGAGUACUGCUCUGAAUGUCAUUACUGGUAUCGUGGCCCGGGUGCACAACGCAGGCGGUAG
Messenger RNA from Stereum hirsutum FP-91666 SS1, 309 nucleotides. RefSeq lists its product as uncharacterized. NCBI's taxonomy places the organism in Eukaryota, Fungi, Basidiomycota, Agaricomycetes, Russulales, Stereaceae. The coding region runs from base 1 to 309 and encodes 102 amino acids. The record is from RefSeq and is a predicted model, not a curated record. The transcript has 4 exons.